Molecule: messenger RNA, 634 nt
Organism: Ruditapes philippinarum (Manila clam)
Lineage: Eukaryota; Metazoa; Mollusca; Bivalvia; Venerida; Veneridae
Product: E3 ubiquitin-protein ligase RNF213-like
Exons: 4
Coding region: 112-594 (160 amino acids)
Molecular function (GO): ubiquitin-protein transferase activity; ATP hydrolysis activity
Source: RefSeq, a predicted model, not a curated record
AGCAUAUCCAGUGUAAACCCCAAAGAGGUGACAUCAGCACAUCUAAUCGGCUACGACCCCCAGCACGACAUUUUACCUUUAGUGCUUGCUAACUGCCAGUAUUCAUUUGAGAUGGGUAAAGGGACAAAGAUAGAGUAUGACUUUGCUGCCUUAGAGAGACAAUUGAUGGACAGAUUCUUGUUUUCUAAGUCACGAAUUGAAGUUGGGAGAGUGUUGAUGAUUGACCAGAUGGUGUACAGAACUGAGUUCACUGAUGCUGAAGUCUUCAGAAAACUGUCUGAGAAAAUACCUCAGGAAAAUUUGAGUGCAGCAGUUAAGACUCAAAUAUGUGCUGAGAUAAAGACGCUACCAGAUAUUUGUACAUCACUGGACAAUCUAGACAUUACAAUAAGUUUUCUCAAGACGACAGGAGGUCAACCAGAGAAAACUUUACAUGAAUUCAUGGGGAACACACUGCAAAUGAAAACCACAAUACAUAGUCAAAAGGCCCAGCAGGCAUGUGAGUUGAGACAUGCACAGUCACUAUGGUUACUGCUGUCACUACAGAAAUCAAAGAAGAUGAUUGGGAAUAAUCAACACACAGAGGUAGGUUGACAAAGUAUUUUCACUCUCUAAACUGCAGCUGUAAUUAUUU